Adineta steineri is the source of this 2553-nucleotide messenger RNA. The record is from the annotation of a GenBank genome assembly. NCBI's taxonomy places the organism in Eukaryota, Metazoa, Rotifera, Eurotatoria, Adinetida, Adinetidae.
AUGUCUAAUGAACAUGUAUCACAUCUCAAUGAUCUCAUAAUUACUGAAAAUAUAUCAAAUAAUGUGUCAUAUUCAUGUAUAGUUCUUCAACUUCAAUAUAAAGAUUAUCGAAGAAAUUUGAUAAUAGAAAGACAUGCGACAUUUAUGUUUACAGAUACAAUUAGUGAUGUUAUACAAAAGUUUUUAAGAAUUGCUAAUCUUAACGAUGUUCUUCCUGAAAAUGUGGUACUUGUUGAAUUUACUUUUGAUAAUCAACCUAUGAUUCCACCUUCAUCAUAUAAACAUAUGACAUUAAAUGAGCUUAAAACUAAACAAAAUUCCAUCCUCUAUUUCGAACCAUCAGCCACUGUUGCUAUAGCAAGAUUUUCACGUUUAACAAUAUUUGGACCCAGUCGUAUUGUUAAAAGAGAAUGUGAAUGGAAUAAAGAAACAACAACAUUAAAAAUGCUUUUCGACUUUGUUAUUACAACAUUUUCAUUACAAUCGAUUAAACAUGAACAAAUUCGUCUUAUAACUAUAUAUGAUAAUGAACUUGAUAUUAUAUCAAAUUCUGAUAAAUUAUUAUUUGACUUAGGUGUUAAUGAUGACACAUGGAUAUUUGUUCAAGUUGUUGAAUCACAAUUAGGAACAUCUAUAGUUUAUGUUGAUUGUGCUUAUACAAAUGGACGGAAAAUUUUCGAUGUACCGUCUACAAUUUCAAUUGAAAAAUUAAAAAAUCGAAUCGAAAAACAUUUUAAUGAUUAUCGUCUUCUUGAAUUCAAUUUGUUUAAUCGAAUGCAUGAAAAAAUUGAUCAGAAUAUGCCGAAUCAAAUGCUUUGUGAAUUAGAUAUUAAACCUGGUCAAACUAUUUAUGCUGCUCUUCAUUUUACAUUUUCUGAUACUUCAUCAUCUGUUUUAAACAAUAAUACAAGUAAUACAACAACAACAACAACAAGAACUUCGUCAUUAAUUAAAAAACCACAAACGGAUGAAGUUGUUGUUGCUUAUCAAUCUCCAAAUCAUGAUUCAGUCAAAAUUGGAACUAAUAUACAUGAUACUGUUGGUGAAUUAAUAGAAAAUCUAAAAGCUCAUCCACAAUGUCAAACAGUAGGUCAAUAUCAUAUAUCAUGUGGGUCAAUUUGUAUUUCUAAUGAACAACCAAAUCGAUAUUUAUGUACUUAUGGAAUUAAACCUGGUGAUGUAAUUAAUGUUAGACGAGCAGAAAAAACGCCAGUUCAACAAUCGAAUGUUAAUAAUCGUUUUACUUCAUUAUAUACAGUGGGUGAAUUAUCAAGAUCUACUAUAUAUGAUACACGACCUAUUGGUCUAGACAAUCUAAUAAAUACAUGUUAUAUGAAUAGUGCACUUCAAUGUCUUGCUCAUACGAUACCAUUAACUCAAUUCUUUUUAAAUGGUUUAACUCAAAAUAUUUCAGAUGAUAAUCGAAGCACAGAUCCUGAUUGGAAUCAAUUUUAUGAAGUUGGUACAGUAACUGGUGCUUAUGCUGAUGUAUUAAGAAAUUUAUUAUUACGUAAUAAAUCCAGUAAUUUUAAUUUCUCAUUUCGACCUAUUCAUAUGAAGGAAGCAAUUGGUAUUCGAGCUCCACGUUUUGCAACUUCGGAUCAACAAGAUGCUCAAGAGUUUAUGAAUUUUCUUCUUGAUGAAAUACAUAAAGAAAUGAAAGAAGCAAAUGGUAAUGAAUCGAAUAAUAUUAUAGAAGAAUUAUUUUUUGGAAAAAUACAAUCAACUAUAACUUGUCUUGAAUGUAAACAUGAAGUACAAGCAAUAAAUCCAUUUAGUAUUUUAUCAUUACCACUCGUUCAAUCAGGACGUCAAUUUACGAUAAAAUUUAUUGAAUUAAACGGUGGGAAUGAUAGAGCCAUUGUCAAUGUACCCGAGGAUGGUCAAGUCAAAAGUCUUAUACAAGCCUUUGCUGAUGCUCGUCCAAAUUAUUUGUUUUUUCGUUCCAUUAUAGUCAUGACAGAUGAUGGACAAAUUGACUUAGAAAAGCCAUUAAAUCAAUUAUCUGCUACAGAAGUUGUACUUGUUGAACAAGAGGACUGGUCAGGCACUGGACAAGUUAGCCGAUCUACUAAGAAACCAAAACCAUUAACACUUGAAGGUUGUCUACGAGAAUUCUGUUCCAUUGAAAAUCUAGAAGAUACAUAUCUAUGUGAACAGGAAACAUGUAAGAAACAUACAAAAGCUAGUAAACAACUUCAAUUUUCUACUCUUCCACCAAUAAUUAUAAUUCAAUUGAAACGAUUUUCACAUAAAGAUGGUUUACGAGACAAAAUACAAACAUUCGUUGAAUAUCCAGUGGAAGGACUUGAUUUAAGUAGUUUUCUAUCAUCAACAGAAGAGGCUAUUUACGAUUUAUUCGCUGUUACUAAACAUACUGGGUCAAUCUAUGGUGGUCAUUACAUAGCAAUUGCUAAACAUGAAGCAAACGGUAGUAGUUUAUGGUACAAAUUUGAUGAUUCAUAUGUGUCAUCAUUUUGUUAUUCCAAUGAUAUCGUUUCAGACGAUGCAUAUCUUCUUUUCUAUAUGAGAAAAGAUAAAUCGAAGCAAUAA